Messenger RNA from Amborella trichopoda, 1460 nucleotides. RefSeq names its product NAD(P)-binding Rossmann-fold superfamily protein. The record is from RefSeq and is a predicted model, not a curated record. Lineage: Eukaryota; Viridiplantae; Streptophyta; Magnoliopsida; Amborellales; Amborellaceae. Gene Ontology annotation, biological process: fatty acid biosynthetic process. Gene Ontology annotation, molecular function: 3-oxoacyl-[acyl-carrier-protein] reductase (NADPH) activity; NAD binding.
UUAUUAUUCCAGAAAAGAAAUACACCUCUUCGGUCUUUUCUCUUUUAGUUGGUCAGUAGUUGAAUUUUUAAUGACUUGGCCCCAAUUCUCCUCCUGGGUUUCAUCGACCGUUCCGGUGUUUCCAAUGCAUGGUAGCAGCAACAAUAAACAGUUUGAGACCCUUUUCUGUUUCUCUACCUGCGCCACUAUUCUUCAACUUUCGACGGCAACUCUGGGAGGUUGUCUUGAGAGCCAUGGCGGCCCAAUCUCUGCAACAAGUCGUCGCACUCAAGCCUUGCGGUUUCUCUGCCAAACCCACCACUUCAACCCCUCCAUCUCUGCUCGCCAUUGGAGCUCCUCAGAGCUCCGGCUGCUUGCGAGGCCGAGUCCUAAGAGCUCAGUCUAUUCCCGGCCUUGCUGCAAAGCCCUACUCCUCUGUUUCAGGUAUAAGAGCUCAGGUCACAACUGCCGAGCAAGCGGCAGUUGAAGUACCUCAAAGUGUUGAAGCGCCUGUUGCUGUUAUUACUGGAGCUUCUAGAGGCAUUGGAAAAGCUAUUGCUUUGGCCCUUGGCAAAGCUGGCUGUAAGGUUCUUGUCAAUUACGCUAGAUCCUCUAAGGAAGCUGAAGAAGUGUCUAAAGAGAUUGAAGAAUCUGGUGGUCAAGCCCUUACUUUUGGUGGAGAUGUUUCCAAGGAAGCUGAUGUUGAAGCCAUGAUCAAAACUGCUGUUGAUGCAUGGGGAACUGUUGAUAUAUUAAUAAACAAUGCAGGUAUUACACGGGACACACUGUUAAUGAGAAUGAAGAAAUCUCAAUGGCAGGAAGUAAUGGAUUUGAACCUUACGGGCGUUUUUCUUUGCACACAGGCUGCAGCUAAGAUCAUGAUGAAGAAGAGGAAGGGUAGAAUUAUCAAUAUAUCUUCUGUGGUUGGCCUUACUGGGAACAUUGGACAAGCCAACUACAGUGCAGCAAAAGCUGGAGUAAUUGGGUUAACCAAGAGUGUCGCACGUGAGUAUGCCAGCAGAAAUAUCACUGCAAAUGCAGUAGCUCCUGGGUUCAUUGCAUCUGAUAUGACAGCCAAACUUGGAGAUGACAUCGAGAAGAAAAUCCUGGAGACCAUUCCUUUGGGACGAUAUGGACAACCUGAGGAAGUAGCUGGAUUGGUAGAAUUUUUAGCCUUGAAUCCAGCUGCAAGCUAUAUCACAGGACAGGUUUUCGCCAUUGACGGAGGAAUGGUAAUGUGACUUUUGUGAAAUUCCAAUCCAGCUCUUUCCGUAGGAGAUUUGAAAUGAGUUUGGUUGCGAACUUUGGAAGGCUUAAGUUGUCGACUGAUUGUAAGGAGGUUCUGCCUCUGAAAUUUUAAACAAAACUGGGUUCAAACAACUUGGAAGUUUGAGCAGAGGAAAUAAAUUGCGGCAUUUGUUAGUUUUCUGUUGUGCUAUUGAGAAUCACAUUAUAAAUGAUCAAAUUAGACGACUUAUCAA